Talaromyces rugulosus is the source of this 1416-nucleotide messenger RNA. RefSeq lists its product as uncharacterized. NCBI's taxonomy places the organism in Eukaryota, Fungi, Ascomycota, Eurotiomycetes, Eurotiales, Trichocomaceae. Gene Ontology annotation, cellular component: ribosome; mitochondrion. Gene Ontology annotation, molecular function: structural constituent of ribosome; hydrolase activity, acting on acid anhydrides, in phosphorus-containing anhydrides. The transcript has 5 exons. Bases 1 to 1416 code for a protein of 471 amino acids. Gene Ontology annotation, biological process: translation. The record is from RefSeq and is a predicted model, not a curated record.
AUGUCGACCAAGGCAGCGAAGAGCAAGGAGGUGGCAGUCCCUCGGCCAAGCUCGAGGAUUGUUGAUAAUAAUAAAUCAUAUUUCACCAGCGUCAUCCUCAUAUCUCCAGAAAACGAAGUCCUUUUGCUCCACAGAGUCGAGACCUCGACUUCAUUUGCAUCGGCACAUGUGUUUCCCGGAGGCAAUAUAUCGGCAAACCAAGAUGGCGAGUGUCCACCCCCAACAGAUACCAAACGGCAUGACGAUGCCCUCAAUUAUCGAAAAGCUGCAAUCCGCGAGCUUUUUGAAGAAAGCGGCAUCUUGCUUGCCAAGGACCGCGUCUCGGGGAAACUGGUGCAUGUCAACGAUGCCGAAAAGGAACGAGGCAGGCGAGAUAUCCACGCUGACAAGCUUACGUUUUCCGACUGGCUUCGUGGGCAAAACGACGCGGCUGAGCCGGAUAUAGACGGGUUGAUCCCAUUCACCCAUUGGAUUACGCCACCGAAUCUACCAAAAAGAUUUACAACACAGAUGUAUCUAUACUUCUUACCCAUCGUUGAGUUGUCAGAGCCAGACAACACUGCUCAAGGUUUGCCAGAAGGUGGACGACAAGAAAUCCAAACGCCGACAUCUGACGGGGGCAUUGAAAUCAGCGAGGCCCGAUUUCUGCGCGCUUCGGCUUGGCUGUCGCAAGCCCGCGCUGGAGAGAUUAUGCUUUACCCGCCCCAAUUCGUUCUUUUGUCGCUUGUCUCGCAGUUUUUGGAUCAAGAAGCGAGCAGUGAUCCUACGGAGAGACAGCGUCGGCGCGCCGAGCUGUUGGAAUUUGUGCAUGCUGGAUCGCCUCCCUGGACGGAUAUGUUUAUUUGUCCUCGGAGCAUGAAGCUUCUUGCUGAUAAACGCGCGGUGCUGUCCUUGGACCAUCCGGGUCCAGAGCUUCAGGGUUCUGGGAAGAAAGGCGAACCCGAUAGAGUGAUUUUGGUCAAGUUUGGCAAGGAUGGGCCGCGCCAGCUUGAAGUGGGAUUCAAAAAGGACAUUUUGAAGGAGAAUCCUGCAAGCAAUCUGUCACAUGACCCACAACCGAUAUUGCUCUUUUCCGGGCCGCAAUCGCUGGCCACAGCCAAUUCUCCCUCACCGUCCAACCCGUCCAGACGAAACACCACAGAACAAUUCGCCAAAAUGGAGAACGAAAAGGGAGAGAUUGUCGAUCUCUACGUCCCCCGCAAAUGCUCGGCCACCAACCGCAUCAUCAAGGCCAACGACCACGCCUCCGUCCAGCUGUCUAUUGGCAAUGUCGAUGAGAACGGCCGCUACACCGGCGACAACCAGGUCUACGCUCUGAGCGGAUUCGUGCGUGCCCGUGGCGAGGCUGAUGACUCGCUCAACCGCCUUGCCCAGCGUGACGGCUACCUGAAGAAUGUGUGGAGCGCUCAGCGAUAA